Messenger RNA from Colletotrichum graminicola M1.001, 486 nucleotides. RefSeq lists its product as uncharacterized. NCBI's taxonomy places the organism in Eukaryota, Fungi, Ascomycota, Sordariomycetes, Glomerellales, Glomerellaceae. The transcript is spliced from 2 exons. The coding region runs from base 1 to 486 and encodes 161 amino acids. The record is from RefSeq and is a predicted model, not a curated record.
AUGGCUCGUUACUUCACCCUCUUUACCACCAUGAUUUCCUUCCUCUCCCUUGGCCUAGCGACAGCUGCCAUCGUGCGAGUGGACGAUUAUGUCGUUCUGAACGGCACCGCCCUACUGUUUGACCCCGUGGGGGGCUUCAACGAUACCACUCGCGAUUUGGCAUGGCAGGCCGACUACUUCCAAACCUUGGAUCUUUUGGCUAUCAACGCUUUGUACCGGGAAGCGAACGCGGGCAUCUCUCAGAGGGAUCUCAGGCCAAGGACUGGUCCUACAUGUCUCGCCUGCAUGGUCGUACAGCUGGCCAGCGGUGUUGCAAGCUCUAGAACAGAGGCCUUUGUAACAUGUAGCCAAACCACUAGUAGCUGUGACAGUUUGACAAUAACUACUUUAGAGAGCAACGUAAAAAGGUACUGGAUUGCGGCCGGCAUAGGAUUAUACACCGCUGGUAACUACGCUUAUGAUGUUUGGAGCCAGUACCGCUGGUGA